AACAAAAAUUUGCUAUUACUGCAUAUUAAUCUUUAUUUUUUUUUUAGUACUCCGUCUUUUGUAUUUAUAUAUUUGUAAAUUGUUAUAGCGUGUGCGUGUGCGCCUCUGUGUGUGUGUAUGUGUGCACACGAAAGACGCAGAUAGUUUUAUAUACAUUUUUGUUUGUUAGGUUUGUGUUGCAAGUGCAAGAGAAAAAGGAAAAGGAAAACAACAACAACAGCAACAACAACAACAACAACAAAAACAAACUGCAUAUUAAUGAGGUGGCGACGCAAGCAACAACCGACGACAACCACAACAACAACACGAUUUGUUGAUUAGAAAAGUGCGAGUGUGUGUGUGUGUGUGUGUGGUUGGUUGUUUGUGUGGCCGCGAAAGGAAAGAAAUGGACGACAGCAGCAGCGGACGCACUUCGCUGGCGGAUAGCAGCAGCCUGGCAGCGUCGUCGCUGCGCAGCGGCGGCAGCUCAAGUCAGAACAUUGCCAACGAUGGCUACAUACACGUCUACAACUUUCUGAAGGACGACUACGAUCGCUUUGCGCCCACACUGCUCGCCGAGGAGAUUUCCUGCAUGAUGUGCCGCCAAAUGGAGAUAUUGCCAGCGGCGCAAUUGUUGUUCGGCAUUCGCGAGCACAACAGCAGCGGGAGCAGCAGCAGUAGCUCUAGCAAUAACAACAACUCGCACAGCAGCAGCAGCAGCAGCAACAACAACAGCGCCAACUGCAACAAAUGGCAAUUGGCUGGCGAACAUUUGAGCUGCAACGUUCGCUAUUGCUUUCGCAUGCGAUUCCGGGUGCCUGAAUUGGAUCGCCAACUGUCCGAAAUCGAUGCCAAUUGCCAUACGUAUCUGUAUCAUCAGAUGCGCUACGACAUGUUGCACGAACAGAUCCAGGAAAUACGCUAUCCCGAUCACAAGGACAAGGUCAUGGGCCUGGCGGUGAUGGAUAUGCUAAUCGAUAAGGAGGAACGCCAACUGGCGGCCCAGGCGGUAGAGAAGGCCUACAAAACGUAUUUGCCCCGCAGUCUGUGGCGGGCACAUCGCAUCUUUGUGCGCGCCAAAAUCCGCAGCACAUUCCGCCAGCUGAGCGUUAAUCAGCCGGCGGUCGAUAGUCUGAAGUGGCAUUAUGUGCAUCAGAUUUGCCAUUUGGCGCCCACAUAUUUGACGGAACAGUUUAAGGCCACCGUUGAGUAUUUCCCCAACGAAUCGACCACAGAGCCGCCAAGCCUGAGCAGCGGCAUUGGGAGCAGCAGCCACAGUAUCAGUCACUCGACUCGGACGUCGACCACAACGCUGGUGACAGGCUCGAAUACAACGCUGUCGACGACAGUCACCGCACAUCAUCCACGCAAUGAUAGCAGCAGCAAUGGCAAUGGGUCGCAAUCAGCAGCAUCACAGCAUCAUCAACAUCAUCGGCAUCAGAAUCAUCAACAUGCACAGCGUCGCGUGUUGCAGCAACAGAUGCCCAACACAAUACCCGUCUAUGUGCGUCUCUGGUUCCAUGAUUCAGCCGAGCCCGGUCUAAAAGUGGCACGCGUCACCUCAGAGGCCACGCUCAAAUGGAGUCUCGUCGCUGUGGUCGAGGACAUCUUCUCGCUGUACAAGGAGAGCGAGCAGCUGGUGCGCAUGGAAAUUGUCGGCUUUCCCAAGGGUUAUCACAUGCGCUUCGAGACCGAACACGAAAUGAAAUCGUUCAUCUCCUAUCUGGGCAUUUAUAUUAGAUUAACCGUGAAGUGGAUGCAGGACUUGUGCCCGUCGUACAAGACGCCCUCGCUGGAGGAGCUCGAUAGACUGUGCUGUCAUGGCCCCAUCGGUGGCGGCUAUUCGUUUAUGAAGCUGCACGAGAAUGGCGACAAAUGUGGCAGCUACAUUGUGCGGCAAUGUGAUCGCGAAUACAACACCUACUACAUCGACAUCAACACACGCAUCGUGGCUCGCAACAGCGAUCAUGAGCGCUGCCAGACGGAAACGUUCAAGAUUGUGCGCAAGGAGAAGCACUGGAAGCUGGCCUACAAUGGCGAUGAGCACACAUUCGAUCAGCUGCCGGAGCUGGCGCAAUUUAUACGCACCGAUAGCAACGAUCGCAUACGCAUACCGCCAUCGAAGUAUGACAAGCCGCCGCUGUUGCUGCUCUGUUUGCCAAAAAAUCUGAAAACCAAAAAGACUGAAAUGGAAUUAAGCGAAGGCGAACUGCAGCGUCGCAAUGCCCAGAUAUUUAAUCCCAAAACCGAUUUGCAAUGGUAUCGAGACUCGAUCAAUCACAGCGAUGAUGACAAAGUGUUUACCAUGCGAGGCGAUUGGAUACAACAGGGUUCGUUCAAGGAUGUUCCCGUCACCAUGAAGAUGCUGAAGUACGAUGCCAAUUUCCAAGAGUUCACACAGCUCGCGCACACCUGGAGCUUAAUCCAGUCGCCGCAGUUCAUCAAGCUCUAUGGCCUGACGUUAUCGGUGCCCUAUACCAUGGUCAUGGAGUACUCCAAGUAUGGGCCACUCAACAAAUUCCUGUUGGCGCAUCGCGAUCUGAGCAUGUAUUGUCUGCUGGACGUGAUGCAUGGCUUGGUGCGUGGCAUGCACUAUCUGGAGGAUAAUAAGAUCAUCCAUAGCUACAUACGCUGUGCGAAUCUGUACGUUACCAAAUACGAGCCCGAGAAGUAUGUGCUCGAUGCCAAAAUCAGUGAUCCCGGCUACCCGCGUCCCUACAAGCAAUCAGACUCUGCGUGGAUACCCAUCAAGUACUACAACCACUUGGAGGCCGCCAAACAGGACUCGAGCACACAGCUGUGGGCAUUUGCGACGACCAUCUAUGAGAUCUUCUCGCGUGGACAAUGCGCACCGGAUCGAAUGAAGCAACGCGAUCUCAUACGCAAUCGUUCGAUCGAUGGCGGCAUAUUGAAGCCGCUGCAUCAGCGUCUGUGCCCCACCGAGAUGUACAACACGAUCAUGGAUGGCUGGAGCGAUGAUCCCGAGAAGCGUUUCAGUCACCACGACAUCUUUACGCGCCUCAAUGCGAUCAAGACGCGACUGCAGCGCAACUACGAUGUGCCUGAAACCGAAACCGAAGCCGAAUCACUGGAGUUCGCUGAGGAUGGCGACUAUCAGGGCGAAUUUAUGGUCAUGAAUAAUGGACAUGGCCAGAUGGCAAAUGGUCGCCAUGAAUCUGAAUGCGAAAUGGACGAGGCAACCGCUCGCAAUCUAUUCAGCGGUCCAGGUGAAUUCUUUUCACACUCUCACGAUCUGCCGCUGGUCAUGCAACUGUCCGACUGCAAGGUGAUUUAUCGCGAGAAGCACAAGAUUGGCCAAGGACACUAUGGCACCGUUUAUCGCGGCGAACUCGAAUAUCAUGACAAGGAACGUCCCACCGAACAGGUGGCCAUCAAGAAACUCAAAACGGUGCAGGUGACCAACGAUUUUAUACGCGAAAUUGAUAUCAUGAGGAAACUGGAUCAUCCCAAUGUCGUGAAGUUCAAGUAUUGGGCAGAGAAAUCGCUAAGUAUUAUCAUGGAGUACUUUGAGUAUGGUUCGUUUAUUGUGUAUCUCAGUUCGCGCAAGCCAAGCCUAACGAAUGCCCGUCUCUUGGCCUUUGCCUUGGACAUUGCACAGGGCAUGAACUAUUUGUCCGGCAAGGGGCUAAUACAUCGUGAUCUGGCGGCGCGCAACAUUCUAGUCGAUCGUUCGUGUGUGAAAAUCUCAGAUUUUGGUCUGGCGCAAUUCGCCAAUGCUGAUGGCUAUUAUUAUGGCAUCAGUCAGCGCGAUAUACCCAUCAAAUGGUACUCGCCGGAGGCCAUUGAGACCUGCAAAUUCUCAUCGUAUUCAGAUGUUUGGAGCUAUGGCGUAACGCUCUUUGAAAUGUUCUCGCGUGGCGAAAUACCGAAUCUAUUGCCUGGCCAGGAACUUACACAGGAAGAUUUCCUCAAUCGACUGCGACGUGGCGAGCGGUUACCCAAGCCAGAGCUUUGCACAGACUUUGUGUACAAUGAGUUGAUGCGUCCCUGCUGGCAUGAGACGCCCAAAUCGCGUCCCUCAUUCUAUCAAAUCAUCCAGAUCAUUCAAAGUGAAAUCGGCGAUAAUGUUGGCAAUCUCGAGCAGCAGCAGCAGCAACCACAGCCACAGCAACAGCAACAGCAACUGCAGCAGCAUCACAGAAGCGGAUUGGAGGAUGAAUGAUUGAAUGAAGGACUGCCGGCAACACUUAACAACGAAUUAUAAUCAUGAAGGAAGAAAAAGAGAGAAAAAAACACAAAUGGACUGGGGAGAAAAUUGUCUCUUUGUUUUUUUUUUUUUUUGGCUUAAUUAUCAGCGUUCACCUUGGCCUAGCCGUGUGUCGUGAACACGCAAACUACAAUUUGUUGAUGUUUUUCAUUUAUUUCGUGUAGUAUUUUAAGUUGUUAUACUUUCACACACACACACACACAAACGCCCAUUGUACUUCCCUCCUCUCCACACCCUGCUUGAAUCACCCACCCACAUAAUUGAGGCGUUUUAAAAACGCCGGACGCACGUGCUUUAACAGCAACAAAGUUUGUUUAAAUUUAAGCUAAAUAUACUUAUACACUACUACAACUAUUCUCACACUAUAUAUACAUAAAUGAAUGUGCUUUCCCCCAACCCCCUCCCCCACGCACACACUCUCUCUUCCCCUCAAAACAAAAAAAAAAACACAGACAACAAGCACAUGCACUACGCCUAUCUCUUUUUUCUAAUCCUUCAUUUUACUUUUAUGUUUAAAGCAUUUAAACAAUUCUCAUUUUAGUUUGUUAUAACUUUUUAGACAACAUUGUUAAAUAUUGCUUAGCUUGAUGUAAUUUUAAAAUGUACAAAAAACACAUAAAAACGAAAACAAAACGAAAAAGAAUUAACGAAAAUUAUUUGAAAAAACCAAAAACAAAACAAAAACAAAAAAACUGCACAAACGCUUUUGCAAGCGUAACAAAAACCCUAACGCAAUCAGGCGAAUAAAAUAAUCAAAUAUAUAUAUAUAAUAUAUAUAUAUAUUGGUAUAUUAUCUAAUACUAAUUUACUCAAGAAAUCUACUAUGUGCACAUAUAGAUUAUAUAUUCUAUAUAAUAAUAUAUAUAUAUAUCCUUUGUAAAAACUCUAAUUGACUACGGAUCACACACACAGAGAAGUCAAUUAUACUUUAUGCAUAUAUAUGUAUAUACUAUAUAUAUAUAUAUAUGUGAACACAUAUGCCAUUUAAAAAUAAAUAAAAACA
Molecule: messenger RNA, 5210 nt
Organism: Drosophila sulfurigaster albostrigata
Lineage: Eukaryota; Metazoa; Arthropoda; Insecta; Diptera; Drosophilidae
Gene: hop
Product: tyrosine-protein kinase hopscotch
Exons: 10
Coding region: 386-4162 (1258 amino acids)
Biological process (GO): cytokine-mediated signaling pathway; cell surface receptor signaling pathway via JAK-STAT; cell differentiation
Cellular component (GO): cytoskeleton; cytosol
Molecular function (GO): non-membrane spanning protein tyrosine kinase activity; ATP binding; cytokine receptor binding
Source: RefSeq, a predicted model, not a curated record